Molecule: messenger RNA, 6362 nt
Organism: Chelonia mydas (Green sea turtle)
Lineage: Eukaryota; Metazoa; Chordata; Testudines; Cheloniidae
Gene: SLIT2
Product: slit guidance ligand 2
Exons: 39
Coding region: 1-4578 (1525 amino acids)
Biological process (GO): negative regulation of cell growth; negative chemotaxis; retinal ganglion cell axon guidance
Molecular function (GO): Roundabout binding; calcium ion binding; heparin binding
Source: RefSeq, a predicted model, not a curated record
AUGCUGCAGGGCUCGACGGCGGCGCAGGCUCGGCGGCGGAGGAUGGGCGGCUUCGGGAGGCUCUCCCUGGGGCUCGUGCUGCUGGUGAUCCUGAGCGAGGUGGCGCCGCAGCCCUGCCCGGCUCAGUGCUCCUGUUCCGGCAGCACCGUGGACUGUCACGGGCUGGCGCUGCGGAGCGUCCCGAGGAACAUCCCCCGCAACACCGAAAGGCUGGACCUUAAUGGAAAUAAUAUCACAAGAAUCACAAAGACUGACUUUACUGGCCUAAGACACCUUCGAGUCCUUCAGCUCAUGGAAAACAAGAUUAGCACUAUUGAAAGGGGAGCAUUCCAGGAUUUAAAAGAGCUGGAGAGGCUGCGUCUAAACAGAAAUAAUCUUCAGCUGCUUUCUGAGUUGCUGUUUCUGGGGACUCCAAAACUAUACAGGCUUGAUCUCAGUGAAAAUCAAAUUCAAGCAGUUCCAAGGAAGGCUUUCCGUGGGGCCGUAGAUAUUAAAAAUCUGCAACUGGAUUACAACCAGAUCAGCUGUAUUGAAGAUGGGGCAUUUAGGGCUCUACGCGACCUGGAAGUGCUCACUCUCAACAAUAACAACAUCACUCGACUUUCAGUGGCAAGUUUCAACCACAUGCCCAAACUCAGAACCUUUCGACUUCACUCCAAUAACCUCUACUGUGAUUGCCACCUGGCCUGGCUAUCUGAUUGGCUGCGGCAGCGACCCCGAGUUGGCCUGUACACACAGUGUAUGGGCCCAUCCCACCUGAGGGGACACAAUGUAGCAGAGGUUCAAAAACGAGAAUUUGUCUGCAGUGAUGAGGAAGAAGGUCAUCAGUCUUUUAUGGCUCCUUCCUGCAGCGUCUUGCAUUGUCCUACUGCAUGUACCUGUAGUAACAACAUUGUUGACUGUCGUGGGAAAGGCCUUACUGAGAUCCCAACCAAUCUUCCAGAGACUAUUACUGAAAUACGGUUGGAGCAAAAUUCAAUCAAGGUCAUCCCUCCUGGAGCUUUCUCACCAUAUAAAAAGCUUCGAAGAAUUGACCUGAGCAAUAACCAGAUCUCUGAGACCGCUCCAGAUGCUUUCCAAGGCCUGCGUUCACUCAAUUCACUUGUCCUCUAUGGAAAUAAAAUUACAGAACUUCCUAAAGGCCUGUUUGAAGGACUCUUCUCUUUACAAUUGCUAUUAUUAAAUGCCAACAAGAUAAAUUGCCUACGAGUAGAUGCUUUCCAAGAUCUACACAACCUGAACCUUCUCUCUUUGUAUGAUAACAAGCUUCAAACCAUUGCUAAAGGCACCUUUUCACCCCUACGUGCAAUUCAGACUUUGCAUUUGGCUCAGAACCCAUUUAUUUGUGACUGCCAUCUGAAGUGGCUGGCGGAUUAUCUUCAUACAAACCCUAUUGAGACCAGCGGUGCCCGUUGCACCAGCCCCCGCCGUCUGGCAAACAAAAGGAUUGGCCAGAUCAAAAGCAAGAAAUUCCGCUGCUCAGGCACCGAAGAUUACCGAUCAAAACUAAGUGGAGACUGCUUUGCAGAUCUGGCUUGCCCUGAAAAAUGCCGCUGUGAAGGAACCACAGUGGAUUGCUCCAAUCAGAAGCUCAACAAAAUUCCUGACCACGUACCCCAGUACACAGCAGAGUUGAGACUGAAUAACAAUGAAUUCACAGUGUUAGAGGCGACUGGGAUCUUUAAGAAGCUUCCUCAGCUGCGUAAAAUAAAUCUGAGCAAUAACAAGAUCACAGAUAUUGAAGAAGGAGCAUUUGAAGGAGCAUCUGGUGUGAAUGAACUGUUGCUCACCAGUAACCGUUUGGAGACUAUUAGACACAAGAUGUUUAAAGGACUAGAAAGUCUCAAAACAUUGAUGCUAAGGAGCAAUCGUAUAAGCUGUAUAGGCAAUGAUAGUUUCACAGGACUGAGUUCUGUCCGUUUGCUCUCCUUAUAUGACAACCAAAUUACUACAGUUGCUCCAGGUGCCUUUGAUACUCUCCAUUCACUCUCUACAUUAAACCUCCUGGCCAAUCCUUUCAACUGUAACUGCCACCUGGCUUGGCUGGGAGAUUGGCUGAGGAAGAAACGCAUUGUAACUGGAAACCCUCGCUGUCAGAAACCCUACUUCCUAAAAGAGAUUCCCAUCCAGGAUGUGGCAAUUCAAGAUUUUACUUGUGAUGAUGGAAAUGACGACAACAGUUGCUCUCCAUUGUCUCGCUGUCCCACGGAAUGUACUUGCCUAGAUACUGUGGUUCGCUGCAGCAAUAAAGGUCUUAAGGUUUUGCCCAAAGGCAUCCCAAAAGAUGUAACUGAACUUUAUUUGGAUGGAAACCAGUUUACCCUUGUUCCCAAAGAACUUUCUAACUACAAACAUUUAACACUUAUAGAUUUAAGUAACAACAGAAUCAGCACUCUUUCUAACCAGAGCUUCAGCAACAUGACUCAGCUGCUCACCUUAAUUCUUAGUUACAACCGUCUGAGGUGUAUCCCUGCACGGACAUUUGAUGGGUUGAAAUCACUUAGGUUACUGUCUUUACAUGGCAAUGAUAUUUCUGUUGUUCCUGAAGGAGCUUUUAAUGAUCUUUCAGCAUUAUCACAUCUUGCUAUUGGAGCAAAUCCUCUGUACUGUGACUGUAAUAUGCAAUGGUUGUCCGACUGGGUAAAGUCAGAAUACAAAGAACCUGGUAUUGCACGUUGUGCUGGUCCUGGAGAAAUGGCAGAUAAACUACUUCUCACAACUCCAUCUAAAAAAUUUACUUGCCAAGGGCCUGUGGAUGUUAAUAUACUUGCCAAAUGUAGUCCCUGCUUAUCAAAUCCAUGUAAAAAUGAUGGCACUUGUAACAAUGAUCCUGUUGACUUCUACAGAUGUACCUGCCCAUAUGGUUUCAAGGGCCAGGACUGUGAUAUUCCAAUUCAUGCCUGCAUCAGUAACCCUUGCCAACAUGGUGGAACUUGCCAUUUAAAAGAAGGAGAAAAAGAUGGAUUUUGGUGCACUUGUGCAGAUGGAUUUGAAGGCGAAAACUGUGAAGUGAAUGUUGAUGACUGCGAAGAUAAUGAUUGUGAAAAUAAUUCUACCUGUGUAGAUGGAAUUAACAACUACACUUGCCUUUGCCCACCUGAAUAUACUGCUGCUAAUCUGAAUGAAGUGGAAAAAGGUGAGUUGUGUGAGGAGAAACUAGAUUUCUGUGCCCAAGACUUGAACCCUUGUCAACAUGACUCAAAGUGCAUCCUGACACCCAAAGGAUACAAAUGUGAUUGCACACCUGGAUAUGUAGGAGAACACUGUAAUAUUGACUAUGAUGACUGUCAAGACAACAAGUGUAAAAAUGGAGCACAGUGUACUGAUGCAGUGAAUGGGUAUACAUGUAUAUGCCCAGAAGGUUACAGUGGCCUUUUUUGUGAGUUUUCACCACCAAUGGUUCUCCCUCGCACCAGCCCUUGUGAUAACUAUGAGUGUCAGAAUGGAGCUCAGUGCAUCAUAAAAGUAAAUGAACCGAUAUGUCAGUGUUUGUCAGGUUACCAGGGUGACAAAUGCGAAAAGCUGGUCAGCAUAAACUUUGUGAACAAAGAAUCCUACUUGCAAAUUCCUUCAAGCAAGGUCCACCCUCAGACCAACAUCACUCUGCAGAUUGCCACAGAUGAAGACAGUGGAAUCCUGCUGUACAAAGGUGACAGAGAUCAUAUAGCAGUGGAGCUGUAUCGUGGUCGAGUGAGGGUCAGUUAUGACACAGGAUCUUAUCCAGCAUCUGCCAUUUACAGCGUUGAGACAAUAAAUGAUGGGAAUUUCCACAUAGUGGAGCUGCUAGCCAUGGAUCAGAUUCUAUCUUUGUCUGUUGAUGGAGGAAGCCCCAAGAUCAUUACCAACUUGUCUAAGCAAUCAACUCUGAAUGUUGACUCCCCACUUUAUGUAGGAGGCAUGCCUGUGAAAAACAAUGUUGCAGCACUACGCCAGUCCCCAGGCCAGAAUGGCACCAGCUUCCAUGGCUGCAUCCGUAAUCUGUACAUCAACAGUGAACUGCAGGACUUUAGAAAUGUGCCACUGCAAGUGGGAAUUCUUCCUGGUUGUGAGCCGUGUCACAAGAAAGUGUGUGUGCAUGGAACCUGCCAUGCUACGAGCCAGUCAGGCUUUACCUGCGAGUGUGAAGGAGGAUGGACUGGACCGCUGUGUGAUCAGCAAACCAAUGACCCUUGUCUUGGAAAUAAAUGUGUACAUGGUACCUGCUUGCCAAUCAAUGCAUUUUCAUACAGUUGUAAAUGCCUGCAGGGACAUGGGGGAGUCCUCUGUGAUGAAGAGGAAGAGUUGUUUAACCCCUGCCAGUCCAUCAGGUGUAAACAUGGAAAAUGCAGGCUUUCCGGCCUUGGGAAACCAUAUUGCGAAUGCAGCAGCGGAUACACUGGGGAUAGCUGUGAUAAAGCCAAAUCCAAUGAUUCUGCUCCUAGUUUUAUCACAAACUCUACUUUUGACCUCUCAGCUUCAACUGAUAUAUCACAGCGAAUUAUGCAGAAAUCUCUUGUCGAGGGGAACGAAUCAGAGAUUACUACCAAAAGCAGCAAGGGUAUGCCGCGUGCCAGACGACCAAGAAGGUAUCGAGACUAGAAUGUAAAGGAGGAUGUUCAAGUGGGCAGUGCUGCGGACCACUAAGGAGCAAGAGACGGAAAUAUUCUUUUGAAUGCACUGAUGGGUCCUCAUUUGUGGAUGAGGUUGAGAAGGUGGUGAAGUGUGGCUGUACAAAGUGCCCCUCCUAAAUGUGUCCCUGUCACACUUGUCUUUUGAAAAUGUUGUAUACUUAUUGACCAUGUCGGACUAAUUAAUGCUUCAUAGUGAAAAUAUUUGAAAUAUAUUGUAAAAUACAGAACAGACUUAUUUUUAUUAAGAGAAUAAAGACUUUUUCUUCAUUUGCAAAAAGAUUCAAGUGCUUGAAUUGAGACUUUUCGUAACCGAGAGGAGCUUUGAAGAAAAAAAAAGACCCUUUAACAUUGCAACAGUGAUGGGAAACGUAACUGCUUUUAACAUGGAUUCUUCUUUAUAACAUGCUGAAGAUAAACUGAUAUUAUACACCUAUGACUUUCAACCUACAGCUCAUUGAUGAAAAAUUGACCAGAACAUGAGGCUUGUUUUUUCACUUUCAUAUCACUAUAUUUUACUAUGUUGACAGACCAUGCCAAUUACUUACUUAUAGAUGAGGAAGAGUUGUGGGUGAAGAGAAUCAUAUUAUAUUGGUUUAACAAAUGUAUGUGAUGCAUUUUGUGUGGCAUAAUUAUUAAGCAUCUGCAGAAGGGGGGGUGCCCGUUUAGUGGAUGGGAGAGGUUAAAAUGUGAGAAUCAUGAAAUCUCCUGACAAUGUGUACUUUUAUAUCAGCAUGUUAGCAAAAGAAGCAUACAAAAAGUGUUUAUCUACCCUUUUCCAGUAUUAAUUUUUUUGUAAUAUAAAUGUUAAGGGGAUGAUAAAAAUAGAUUAUUGAUGGAUAAAUUAGUAAUAAUAUGGAUUUUUGUUUCUCUGAGUUCUAAACAGCUCUAUACAGUAUUCGGUUUCAUUGAGAAAUAUUUAUUGUAUCAAAGUACAUUGUACUUAACCUUUUUAGGCAUCCCUUUUACUGUUUUUCAAUGCUUUAAUAUAUAUUAAUUUAUAUUUGUCCUGAUAUUUUUGUAUUUUGUUUAAAAAAAAAAGAAAGACUUAAAAAUCAGGAUUUUUUGCAAUAGAACUAACAUAGCAUGUCAUCUUGGGGUAAAUGUGUUUGGUCUGGUUUUUUCUGUUUUGUUUUUGGUUUUGUUUUGUGUUAGCAUCUCACCACUUGGUGUCUGAAACGGAAAGUGAUAAUAGUCUGCAGUUUUCAUGUACAGCAGACAGUCAGGACACCUGAGAACUUGUAACGUAUGAGAGAAAAUGUCUUUACGCUAGAUGGCAAAUGUAUAGAAGUGAAUUUUCCCUAUAUAUACAGUACUUACAGAAAAUAAAAUGGUGUGUAGAAAAUGACACUAGAAAGUAGACCCUUUGCAAAUUAAUAUUCCUCCUGGACCCUCUUUACCUUUUUAAAAAAAAGAAAGAAAGAAAAAAGGCUGUACUAUCACGGACUGUGACUUUUUCCAAAUAAUAAAACUACUUUAUUGCCCUAAUGUUCCCCAUGUUACUAUGUUGCUGCUAAAUGACAAUGUAGAGCUGGUAAUGAUUCAUAGUGGGUUGUAUUCUUCUUUCAGUAAAUCCCAGGAUACCCUGUAAAAAAUGCAGAUGUUUUUUCAAUUUUAUUUUUUUUUAUUAUUUUUUUUUUUUUUUUACAGAAAAAGUUAGAUGUACAUGUGUAAUGCAGUGUGCUUUGUCUUAUUUGGACUGAUAUCAGUAAUACUACUGAUGUUUGUAAAUUAAACAGAUAUUUACUUCAUUAA